Molecule: messenger RNA, 2796 nt
Organism: Cyphellophora attinorum
Lineage: Eukaryota; Fungi; Ascomycota; Eurotiomycetes; Chaetothyriales; Cyphellophoraceae
Product: Regulator of V-ATPase in vacuolar membrane protein 1
Exons: 2
Coding region: 1-2796 (931 amino acids)
Biological process (GO): vacuolar acidification
Cellular component (GO): RAVE complex
Molecular function (GO): protein binding
Source: RefSeq, a predicted model, not a curated record
AUGAGGCCUAUCCUCCCUGGACGUCCUCACUCUGGACGACAAGCCAUCAGCACCGCGUACUGGAACGGCAAUCGACUGAUUGCCUAUCUCUCGCACAGCGCUAUCGUUGUAACGACAGGCCUGUAUUCGAUUCUCCAAACGAUAUAUCUAGACUGCGAGCCUCUGCAGGCGGUGGCUAUAGAAGAGUUUUCGGGACGCAUUGCCGCUAGUAACUCGACGACAGUCUUUGUCUUCGAGCCUGUAGGUCAAGGCAAGCUGAAAUGGGAGCCUCUCGGUCCCAGACAGGGAGUGCUGACCUCGUCCAUCCGCGCGACCAACGGUGACACAAACGGAGAUCGACCGAGAGUCAAUGGUGUGCGCUCCGAUCCUGCCCUCAGAAGGGCGUCCAUUCCCACGAUAGACACGGUCACUUCAAUAUCAUGGGCGUCGGCAGAAGAGCUCCUCGUCGGAGGCUCACGAUUACAGUUAUGGUACAUAUCGUACGACUCACGAGUGGUGUGGGACCAAGAGCUGCCAUAUCCUGUCGCAGUCGCAUACUGCUCUCAAGACGCCGGACUCAUAGCAUCAUGCGGCCAGCACGACCGUUUGGUCAAAAUCUGGCGGAGACUGUCAUAUGAGUCGGACAGCACACGAUUUGAUGUGUCGUAUCUGUCGCACCCAUCAGCAGUCACGAAUCUGCACUGGCGAAAACCGUGGCAUCAAGAGCAGAGCCUGGACAGUCUGCUCUAUACCUUCUGCGCUGACGGCUACGUGCGAGCAUGGGCUCAUACCGAUCCGCACUCAAUAUCAAUCAUGCAAAAGGUUGCUGCUAUUGAUACGGCCGCAACCAUCCAGCCUAGGAGGCUAAGUGUAGGGUCCAUUAGCCCUCGUCGAUAUGCAUUCAUCAUCGACAGUCGUGAUUUCUCGCAUGCCACCGAGAGGGCUGUCGAAAACGCACCCAAUACCAAGUCUGAUCAUGCUCUAGAGCACCUUAUUGCGAUCGCCAACAGAAGCCCUGAGAUAUGCAUCGUGCUCGACGGCCUAGGUCACAUGUCUGCUUGGGGGCUAGAGAACGCCGGCUGCAAGAACAAACUGGCAACAGAAGUGUUUAAUGUGGCCCAUGUUGACGAUGUCGACCUAUCGCUACUACAGAAAGCACAUCUGGAUACCGAGCACGUCCAAUUCUGCGCGUUCGCAGGCGGAAGCGCACCUUCUUCGAUCUCCUUACUUGUGCACUCCUUUGGUGGCUCCAUAUCACACUACGAAGCCCACAUUGCCAGUCUCUUCGAUACAGCCACCCGGAGAGAUCGGCUUCAGCAGUCAACCGCGUGGGCCGGGCACGAAGCUCCUGUUGAGGACAUUAUCCACAAUGAAGCUGGGGAUCAGAUGCUCACAUGGACCGAAAGAGACGUGAAGAUCUUCUCGGUCGAUGACAGCGAUGACAGCCACCUGCUCGAAGUCCAAGUAUCACGAUCAUUUGACGACGACAUCAUUGAUGUCCUCCUCAUCCAACUAGACUCUGGCGACUCGCCUCAGAAAGGACACUUCGCUAUCGAUUUCACCGACAGCACCGUCCAAGUCUGGCUUCCGCAAUCAGCGUCACGGGCCAAAGACUCGUCACAACCCUUCCUUCCUGCUCCAGUCGAUGAACAAGGACACAACUAUCUCCGCGCCCUGUACUCUACGAGAGCGGACCCGCAAUCACCACUCUCUUGGCGCGCAACUCUUGCCGCUUCACACUCGACAUCCCAAGACAUCCUCACCACCUUAACUCUCACCCACACAUCCUCACCCGGCACGCUCCUCCCGUGGCCAACGGCCCGGCACACCCGCCUACCCCUAUGGCUCUCACCCAACGACCCUCCCGCCCUGAUCAACAUCUUCACCCUCCUAGCCCGCACAGCCUAUACCUCACAACCGGCCCAUCCACCGCGUUCACCCGUUCCGUGCAGCCUCUACUACCUCGCCCUUCGCCAGAAACCCCUCCUCCUCUCCCUCUGGCGCACCGCGCACGGCGUCAGCAUGCGCGAUGUGACCCUCAAGUUGCUCGCACGGGACUUCUCGGAGCCGCGGUGGAAAGAGGCGGCGCUGAAAAAUGCAUAUGCGCUGUUGUCGAAGCGGAGGUUCGAGUACGCUGCUGCAUGGUUCUUGUUGGCCGGACGGCUGAGGGACGCGGUGGUGGGUGUCUGUGUUUCAAAGAUGGGGGAUUGGGUGCUUGGGGUGAGUGUCGCGAGGGUUUGGAUGGUCGCUGGUGAGGGCGAGAUUGUUGGUGAUGAGAACAGUAACAGCGGAAUUAGUAAUAAGGGGGCGAAGAGGGAAGGUGCGAAAGUCAUACGUGAAGUCCUGAGCACUACGGUCAAGGACGAGAUCACCAAGCUCCGCGACACAGCCGGGACAGACAAUACAGCGGAGGCAGCAGCAUUGGAGCAGUGGUCCGACGAGCUUCUCGCCUCACUUGGUCCAGCCGAUCAAGAAAACGACAACCUUGAUGCAAGAUCAGAUGCGAAGGAAGACGACAGCGCUACUCGCAAAGGUCGCCUACCCACUCGAACAGCAGAGCACCUCCUCUCAGCUCCAAGAAGAGACGAAAGCACAGCGACAAACAACAGUACGACGACAAUCGAGCACAAAUCGAUCCUCGAUGCGUUUGCGAAGGAGGAGCCAAGUGAGGCUGAGAAGAAGCUGGCCGAUGAUCGAGAAAAGGAUGCGGAAGUCGAUGAGAAGAAGAACGAGAAAGAGAAAGAGGAGAAGAAGCCAGCACCAACACAGUUCCAGGAACCAAGCGCGGAUAGUCUGCUUGAUAGCUUCGGUUUCUGA